Molecule: messenger RNA, 207 nt
Organism: Hydatigera taeniaeformis
Lineage: Eukaryota; Metazoa; Platyhelminthes; Cestoda; Cyclophyllidea; Taeniidae
Source: the annotation of a GenBank genome assembly
AUGGCAGGAGAAAAUUCUUCCCUCAAGCUCGCCAUUGCUCAGUUAGAAAGAGAGCAGAUAGACCUCCUACGACUUAUUCUCCACUUGCGCGAUCGCUUAAAGCAAGUUUCCAAGGAGAACGUGGAAUUGGCCACAAGGGCAGCCCAGACUAGGGCAGCUGUGGAAACAGCGAAGAGUCAACUAGCCACGGUAUGUGAAUCACCCUAA